CACAGAGCCGUACUCUUUCGAAAUCAACAUUACUAAGAACAAGAAGAACAAGGACAUGGCCAGAAUUUUAAUUUAUUUUAAUUUUUUCCACACAGUACGGUCCAAUCCAAUCCAUUCUAUCCCAAUCAACUCUCUCAUUUUCCAUUUUCUAAUAUUAUUCUCUUUCACACCAGUUACGGUUAUGGGUAGCUUUCAUUUCAACGAUUUGAUUCCAUCGUUUUCUGUUUCUCUUCUCACUUCUCAUUGAGUCAGUUGUGGAGAAGAAAUCGAAAGCCAGAGACAAUGAGAAGCUUUCAGGGAGCUCUGGAAUGUCUUAGAGCUUUAGUGGAGACCAAACUUUGGGAUUAUUGCAUUGUUUGGAAAUCAAGGGAUGAUUCUUCUUCCAGCGGUGGAGUUUCCGAUGCCAGCGGGAAAAAGGAAGCCGGAGAGACGAUUCCGGCUAUGUUUUGUAAGGAUACUCGGUUUCGACAUUUUAGAAGGACAAAUGCAUGCCAAGCACUUGCGCAGUUCCCUUCUUCAAUAGCAUUAAACUCUGGGGUCCAUGGGGAUGUUUUGAUUUCGAAUCAACCCAUGUGGCUUACAAGUGGUGAAGUUUCUUCGAUUUCAAGCUUUUCACAUGAGUUGACUGGAACUCGAGUUCUAAUUCCAGUUUCUGGUGGAAUUGUGGAGCUUUUUGCUACAAAACAUAUGGCAAGAGAGGGAGAGGUUAUAGACUUUGUAAUGGCUCACUGUAAUGUCUCUGUGGAGCAAGAAUUUGAUAAAGAGAGUGAACCGAAUGCUGGCCUCAAUGAGAAAAGACUUCAUUCAUCUACCAAAUUCUAUCCAGUAGACUGGCCUGAUCCUCAGCCCUUGCUUGGUUUCAAAUCCAAAUUAGAAAUUCUUCCUUCAAUAUCCCAGUCCAGCUGCUUUCCUAGCUGUGGUGAAGGAUCUUCCAGUGGCUCAAAGCCUUCCAAUGAGCAUCAAAACUUUGAUUCCUAUUCGAGUUUCAUUUCACGUGGGCUCUUCAACCAACCAAUUCAGAGGUCUUUUGAAUCCAAAAGCCAAAUGCAUCAAGAAGAUUUGCUGGAGCAACAAAGGGAUGUGGCUUCAAAAUAUUCAAAGAGCUUGGAGAAAGAUGAAGCCAAAACUGGAGGGAAACAAGGGAAGGAAGUUUUCAAAUCCAAGAAUCUCAUGACAGAGAGGAGGAGAAGAAACAAGAUUCGGGAUCGUCUCUACGCUCUACGUGCUUUAGUUCCUAAUAUCUCCAAGAUGGAUAGAGCAUCAAUCAUUGUGGAUGCUAUCAACUACAUAAGAGAGUUGGAAGAGAAUGUCAAAAGCCUCCAGAAUGAACUCAUUCAAUUGGAGCACAAGGACCAAAAGAACAUACACUUGAAGAUUUCUCCAUUAGAGAAUAAAAAUGAUGACACUAAUUGUUGGCCUUUGGUUCAGGAUGAUCAACCAAUGUUUAUCUUUGGUGAGGAGAAGCCUAUGGAGGUGGAAGUGGAAGUGAUGCAAAUUAAUGAAAGAGAUUUCUUAAUCAAGCUAUUCUGCAAGAGAAAACAAGGCGGCGUAGUGAGCUCGAUAGAGGCAAUGGAUUCAUUGGGAUUGCAGGUUGUUGAUGUCAAUAUUACAACCUUUGGGGGUAUGGUCCUGAACAUUUUCCACGUUGAGGCGAAUGAAAACGACAUUCAGCCAAAGAGAUUGAGAGACUCACUGAUCAAGCUAACAAGCAGAGAAAUCAGACAAUUAAAAUAGGCUGAACAAAGGGAGAGUGUUUAUAACCCGACUCGAUGUCAAAAUCUUAGAAAGGGCAAGGGAUUAUCCAAAAGUUGAGCUGUUUGAUCACCUGCACCAGUUACAUAAAUCUACUUGAGUUAGGAAACUUGUUAUUUCAUCAAAAUGAGUCAAUCAAAAUGAUUGGUUUUUUUUUU
Benincasa hispida (wax gourd) is the source of this 1910-nucleotide messenger RNA. Its product is annotated as transcription factor ABORTED MICROSPORES. Gene Ontology annotation, biological process: regulation of DNA-templated transcription. The record is from RefSeq and is a predicted model, not a curated record. NCBI's taxonomy places the organism in Eukaryota, Viridiplantae, Streptophyta, Magnoliopsida, Cucurbitales, Cucurbitaceae. Gene Ontology annotation, molecular function: sequence-specific DNA binding; protein dimerization activity; DNA-binding transcription factor activity. Gene Ontology annotation, cellular component: nucleus.